Messenger RNA from Seriola dumerili (greater amberjack), 1254 nucleotides. It is a transcript of the gene inhbb, whose product is annotated as inhibin beta B chain-like. The record is from RefSeq and is a predicted model, not a curated record. Gene Ontology annotation, biological process: SMAD protein signal transduction; BMP signaling pathway. Gene Ontology annotation, cellular component: extracellular region. Bases 1 to 1218 code for a protein of 405 amino acids. Gene Ontology annotation, molecular function: growth factor activity; cytokine activity. The transcript has 2 exons. NCBI's taxonomy places the organism in Eukaryota, Metazoa, Chordata, Actinopteri, Carangiformes, Carangidae.
AUGAGCUUGUACAGUCUGGCAUUGUCCUGUUUAGUUGCGUGCCUCCUCUCCUCUUCCGUGCGCUGCAGCUCGGUAACCGGGACGGAGACUCAGAGCUCGCCGCAGGAGUCGUGCGCGUCCUGCGGCCUCAGGGCGCCGGAUCAGACGGAGCGGUUGAACAUAGACUUUCUGGAGGCGGUGAAGAGGCACAUACUGAACAGGCUGCAGAUGAGAGACAGACCCAACAUCACCCAUCCCAUCCCGAAGGCGGCGAUGGUGACGGCGCUGAGGAGGCUGCACGCCGGCAAAGUGCGAGAGGACGGCCGGGUGGAGAUCCCCAGCUUUGACGGACAGGCCGCCUUCAACAACGAGGUUCAGGCGGAGACCUCGGAGAUUAUCAGCUUCGCCGAAUCAGAUGGGCACAUGUCCCCCAAGUCUGGUCUGUACUUCCUCAUCUCCAACGAGGGCAACCAGAACCUGUACGUGUCCCAGGCCAACCUGUGGCUGUACUUCCGCGUGCUGCCGGCCGGUCCCGAGAAGGGCCUCCGGAGGAAGGUGACGGUGAAGAUCCACUACCAGGAGGCCGGGACUGCGAGCAGCGCAGAGGGAGGCCCGGGAGGCGGCGGUGGAGGGGGAACGGGCCGCUGGGCGUUGGUGGAGAAGCGGGUGGAUCUGAAACGCAGCGGCUGGCACACCUUCCCCCUCUCGGAGGCGGUGCGGGCCGUGUUUGGGAAAGGCAGCCGGAGGCAGGACCUGGAGGUCCACUGUGAGGGCUGUGAGGCGUCCGGCGUUGUUCCGGUGCUGGUGGACCCGGGCGAUCCGUCCCACCGGCCCUUCCUGGUGGUGCGUGCGCGGCAGGUGGACGGGAAGCACCGCAUUCGCAAGCGGGGGCUGGAGUGUGACGGCACCAGCGGGGGCUUGUGUUGUCGGCAGCAGUUUUACAUAGACUUCCGUCUUAUCGGCUGGAACGACUGGAUCAUCGCACCAGCUGGUUAUUACGGUAACUACUGCGAGGGCAGCUGCCCCGCCUACAUGGCAGGAGUGCCGGGGUCGGCGUCGUCCUUCCACACCGCAGUAGUAAACCAGUACCGCAUGAGAGGGAUGAGCCCGGGCUCAGUCAACUCCUGCUGCAUCCCCACCAAGCUCAGUACUAUGUCCAUGCUCUACUUUGACGAUGAGUACAACAUCGUCAAGAGGGACGUGCCCAACAUGAUCGUGGAGGAGUGCGGCUGUGCUUGAGUCCUCGCUGACUCGCUUCAUUAUCUGAACUCAGAA